This is a messenger RNA of Limulus polyphemus (Atlantic horseshoe crab), 2119 nucleotides long. RefSeq names its product lachesin-like. NCBI's taxonomy places the organism in Eukaryota, Metazoa, Arthropoda, Merostomata, Xiphosura, Limulidae. Gene Ontology annotation, cellular component: neuron projection. The record is from RefSeq and is a predicted model, not a curated record. Bases 144 to 1466 code for a protein of 440 amino acids. The transcript is spliced from 10 exons.
AGAUUAUUACGCGCGACCCCAGAUUUAGUGUUCGAAGAAAUGAGAACCUAAACUGGUGUUUACUCAUACAAAAUGUUCAGCCUGACGAUUCCGGUUUGUACGUGUGCAUUGUUAGUCUUUCACCAAGUCGACUUCAGCAAAAAAUGAUCUACUUAGAAAUAGAAGGCUUCCUAUCACACCCAACUUGGUGGCCAGCAGACAAAAGCUACAGGUUUAAUCUUCAUCGAGAGACAAGAGCAAUGAGUAUAAGUUCGAAGCGGUAUCGUUCAGAAAAAGAGCCCUCUAUAGUUGAUAUAACGAAACUGAGAGUGAGAACUGGAAAAGAUGCUGUGUUACAAUGUAUUGUUGAAAAUCUGGGAAAUUAUAAGGUAGCGUGGCUGCGAGUAAAGAACCAAACGCUGAUAGCGGUGCACACCAAAGUGAUAUUAAGGAGUGACCGUUACAGUGUGUCCCAUCAGAACUUACGGAUAUGGAAAUUGAAGAUUGAAAAGGUUACACUGGAAGAUAAAGGUUAUUACAUGUGCCAGGUUAACACUCCGGUCUUGAAAACGAAGCCUGCUUACCUAGAAGUGGUCGUUCCUCCAGCUUUUGAUAGCAGCAGUACCAGUAACAGUACUGAUGUCAUGGAGUACACCGAGAACGUCACUCUCAUCUGUAAAGCUACAGGAAAUCCUCUACCUGUCAUCAAAUGGUGUAGAGAAGACAACAGAAGUUUCAAAGUCGGAGAUCAAGAAGUUAAACAGUAUGGAGGAAACAGUAUCACCUUCGUUUCGGUAACCAGGGAAUACAUGGGCGCUUAUCUCUGCAUAGCAACGAACAACGUUCCUCCUUCAAUCCGACGGAGACUUUACCUCGAAGUCAAGUUUCCUCCUACCAUAUGGAUACCUAAUCAAUUUGUUGGAGCACCGCUGGGCUCAAACAGGACUCUGGAAUGCUACAUGGAGUCUCAACCAAGAGCAGUAUCUUUCUGGCUUCGAGGAGAAGAUUACAUUCACGAUAAAGAAGACAAGUACAAAACCUACAUGGCGCAAAACACAUAUAAGUCCCACAUGAAACUCACCAUCAUCAAUGUGCAAUCUAUAGAUUAUGGCUUAUAUAUAUGUGCUGCAAAGAACGAAAUAGGGAAAUCUGAAGGCUCUCUCACGUUAUACAGAACAGAACAAUCAACCAGCUUGAAGUCUAAGCAUGAGACGAAACCCAACAUCCUACCUCAAACACCAGACAUUUUAAUCCCACAGUUGGAAGAACGAAAUCAAUUAAAGGAUAUUUUAAAGCAAGCAUACCCACAGAAUUCCAAAGGGGUUCUUGCUUCAGAAAAUCGACGCCACCCAGGAAAGGAUCAAUUAUCAGGUCUUCAGGAACAUUCACAUAAAAACAACGGAUACACAAGAAACACGGAUACAGGAACCUUACUCGUUGUUCACCGUCUUCUGACCUCUUUCUUUCUCGCCGUGUGUAUUUGUUAAGCUUUCCUGUGGUAAUUCCUCCAGGAAUUAUUCUCUGUCAUAAAGUGAGUAGACUCGAGGAAUUAAAGCACAUUCUUCUUCUUCUUCUUUUGCCAAUUUUACCAACACAAAUUAAUUGUGAUGUGUGCUCCAAAUGCCAUUUGUGUUCCUGGAUUGCCAUCCACAGAACUCGGCUUCUCGAAAAGGGCUUUUUCAAUUUGCAGUUUCUUUAAAGACUCCGUAAUCCCAUAAUUUUACAUUCUCAUUUUAAGGUCCUGGAAUUUAGAUGUGUGCCAAAGAAUGAACAUCAGUAAAUAAGCAUUUGGUGUUUAUGCAUGAAAGUUUGUUAACUGUCUAAUAGCUUUUGGGUUUAAUAUAUCGUCGUUUAUUUCGUCUCAGGUUUAAUAAUAAAGAUUUUAAUGACAGCACUUGUGAUUUUUAAAAAGUUUUACACCCAUGUCAUGAAUAUAAUAUUACUGAUUCUUAAAAUGACAAUAACUGUAAUUUAUCAGUUCCUGGUGUGACACAGUAAAUUACAGGGUUAUCUAGUAGCUUAGAGUCAUGAGAAACUAAAUAAUGUCCAUAAUCUACACACGUGAAGGUUUUGUAAAUUGGUAAAAUCCCCACGAGGAUGCCACGUGGCAUGUUAAUUAAGGAUUUCUUAUUUUACAGGA